AGCUAGGUGGUCGAGAGCCGACCAAUGCACUCACAGAGUCUGAGGGCAAAUGUUUCCCACGUUGACCCUCGAGCGAUGCGGGACGCUACGCCGACAUCGGGUUAUGAAAUUCUGGUUCGCGAGAUAGAAGAGCUUUCUGGCAGUCUAUUCGCAAAGGAUAGUGAAUGUGGUCAAACAUGCGGUCAUUGUGAGAGGAUCGUGGAGAUAGUCGAAAAGAUGAGAAGUGCCAAGGAUAAGCAGAAUGCUACCUUUGUAGAUCUACUAGACAGGCUUGAUGACACUGGUGUACGCAUAUGGAACGAGUCCCUUAAGAUAAAGAUCUCCGCAAAAAGGAUGAGCGCAAAGAUCCUUACCCAAAUUGCACAUAGUAUGGUACCUUGUGCAAUGACGUCCACCGGUCGAAUCUCCUUCAUUGAUGUUCUCGUCAAGUGCGAUCGGCAGCCUUCGCCCUCUUAACGUUAGCGGCUCCAGAUGAAAUGAACAGCAGAGCCCUUACAAAACUGGCAAAUCU
Molecule: messenger RNA, 511 nt
Organism: Spizellomyces punctatus DAOM BR117
Lineage: Eukaryota; Fungi; Chytridiomycota; Chytridiomycetes; Spizellomycetales; Spizellomycetaceae
Exons: 5
Coding region: 25-456 (143 amino acids)
Source: RefSeq, a predicted model, not a curated record